Molecule: messenger RNA, 2600 nt
Organism: Triticum dicoccoides
Lineage: Eukaryota; Viridiplantae; Streptophyta; Magnoliopsida; Poales; Poaceae
Exons: 5
Coding region: 371-2197 (608 amino acids)
Molecular function (GO): protein binding
Source: RefSeq, a predicted model, not a curated record
CUCUCUCUCUCUCUCUCUCUCUCUCCAAAAUCAAAUCAAACCGGAGCCAAAUCAAAGCAGCUCUUCCCGGAACACCGGCCAGGAUCCCCUCCCCGCCGGAUCCGCCCCCGUCCCCGCCUCCGCCUCCGCCCGCGGUUCGAUCCGGCGCGGCCGCCUCCCGGCCUGCAUUCGGGGCGCUCCGGUCGCCGGCGCCGAGUCCUCCCCUCUUCGGAGAUUCCAACUGUAGCAGUGCGUCCUGUGUCUUCCGGUUAGGUAGAUGAGCCCGAGAAGAUGGUUUGCAUUAUCACAUAAAUAUGAACUCAGUGUUGCAGUUUGAAGCAUAAUUUGGGAGGAUCUGAAUAAGGAAGCACAUAAGGUCGACCUGUUCUUGAUGGAUAAAAUACCUUCCGAUUGCCCUUAUCCUGGAUGUUUCUUCUGUGUUAUGAAGGAAGCAAACCCUAGCAAACGAAGAGCAAGUGUGCUGAAAUUCUUUAGAGAACUUCCUUCCCAAGAUGAUGAUGGCCAAGUUCUCCCUAUUAGUGGCCUUUGGAACACUGCCAUGGCACACCCAAAUGACCCUGAAUUCAUCAACUUGGGGAUAUUUGAGUGCAUGGCAGCUCUAAUAUGGAAGGGCCUGAAAAACAGGCGUUGGCUUUCACAUGAUCAGAAUAUUUACAUCCCAUAUUAUGCAGCACAUGUUAUUGGAUCAUAUACGAUGAAUAUGGAGGAGUUUGCAGAACGUGCUGUUCGUGCCGGAGUAAUACCUCCAUUAGUUGAACUCUUAAGAGGUAGGCUGACCUGGGUGGAGCAAAGAGUUGCUGUCAGAGCUUUGGGGCAUUUGGCUACAUACCCUAGUACAUUCCCUGCUGUUGCUGAUCAUGGAGAAGUGCUUGAACUUGCAAUUCAACUUGCCUCAAGCUCUCUAGAAAUUGUGUACUCUCACUUUUACCAAUUCGUAGAUCGAAGGCUUGGUUACCACUGUGAUCUUCUUACACGUGGUAUGGGUGGUGCUGAAAUGGAAUCUCGUAAAGCUGAGGAAUGGGCUAGCCAACUGCAGUGCUGGUCUUUGCAGCUCAUAAACUGCUUUGCAUUUAAGCCUGAGUUUCUCCAUGAUAUCUGCAAGCCUGAAUUUCUAGCUAAGUUACCUGGUAUGUGGGGUGGGCUUGUGAAUGAGAACUCACCUGCUGGUGUUGGUUUACUAAGAACAAUCUGCCAGAGCAAGCUUGGACGAGGUCAUGUUGCUAAUAUUUCUGGUGUCAUCGAAGCUUUAUGCAACAUUGCUCGUUCUUCAGAUGACUGGCAAUACAUGGCCAUUGAUUGUCUACUCUGGUUAGUGCAGGAUCCUAGUACAUAUCAUAAGGUUAUAGAUAAAAUCGCCCCGACACUGAUAGAUUUAGCGGAUAUUUCCACACUCGGUGAUUACAAAAGGCUGGGUGACACUAUUGUCACAGUCCUCCAAGAGUGUAUGCAACAAAAUGGGAACUCACGGAACUCAAUUAGUAGUCACACCAAAGAAGAAAUUGAUGAACUGUUGAGUUUCAAGCAGAAACUGAAAUCGGAAAAGAAUAUGCCAAAGGAAGAUCUUCAUAUAAAACAAGCUGCAGCAUUAGUUGUAAAAUUGGAAGGUAAUUCUCUGUUCUCUUCAGGAAAUAUUGAAGGAGCUGCAGCGAAGUACUCUGAAGCACUCGCAUUGUGUCCAAUGAAGUCCAAGAAAGAAAGAGUGGUGCUUCAUAGCAACCGAGCUCAAUGUUAUCUUCUCCUGCAGCAACCUUUAGCUGCCAUCAGUGAUGCUACCCGUGCAUUGUGCCUUCAUAGUCCGUUGAAUCGACAUGCCAAAAGUUUGUGGAGAAGAGCUCAAGCAUAUGAUAUGCUUGGUUUAGCAAAAGAGAGCCUGCUGGAUGCAAUUCUGUUUAUAAAUGAAUGCUCUCAGUCCAGUGAUCCUGAUCUAUCCUUGAGGCAAAACAAGGUUCCUGAUUACGCUGAGCGAUUGGUAAAGAAGCAGAUGCGUGCUGCUUGGUUAUUCAGGGAAUCAUCCCUAAAACAUGGUGGAAUCCAUUGUGAGGGAGAUGCUAGUGAUGCAUUUCGGCAAGAGGCUGAUGACUCUGAGUGGGAGACAGUGAGUGAAAGCGAUGGUGAGGAUGAUGAAAGGAGGGGAGCAGAUGAUGAAACUGAAUGGAAGAGUGGUGGUCACAGGGAAGAUGCGUACGAGAAAAGCUGAGAAACAGGUUUUGGUGUCAUUAAUCGUUAUUUGGUAAGCUUGCUCUCAUUGUGCUUGUGUCGGAAGCGGCAACAACAACAGAAGCAGCCGCUUGCCUGCUGCUCUAUCAAAGCAAAAUUAAGUUGUGGAAACUAGAUGAGUCUGCUAUCGAGAGCUCAUAAAAAUGUAGCUUUCAAAGUAUGUCUGGUGUCACUGUAUUGUCAGCAUGGAGAGCAAGGCCAAAAUUUAGCCGUUGUCCUCGCCAUGUUCUUUGGUCUGUGUGAGUCGCUGUGACAGAUUCUUGAGAAUGUUGUCUUGCUCUUGAUUGGUGUUGUAAAUUGAACAGAACAGUACCUUAGUUCUAUCUUAAACAUCAUCGAUUUGUGAAUGAGCUUUACCUUGAAGACGCAAUGCAAGUGAUAUA